Ipomoea nil (Japanese morning glory) is the source of this 1343-nucleotide messenger RNA. RefSeq names its product protein OSB1, mitochondrial-like. Gene Ontology annotation, biological process: mitochondrial DNA replication; positive regulation of helicase activity. Gene Ontology annotation, cellular component: mitochondrial nucleoid. Bases 61 to 888 code for a protein of 275 amino acids. Lineage: Eukaryota; Viridiplantae; Streptophyta; Magnoliopsida; Solanales; Convolvulaceae. The transcript has 5 exons. The record is from RefSeq and is a predicted model, not a curated record. Gene Ontology annotation, molecular function: single-stranded DNA binding.
UAAAUUAUAAAAUAAUAACCCGCCAACGGCCCAAAAAACCUCCGGCGAUCGAAGUCUCCCAUGGAGGCGACCCGCUUCCCCGCCUUGUUCAGGACUGCCGUUUCUAACGCUUCUCCGUUUUCCAAACUCCGCUUCUUCUCUUCAUCGUCCGCCGCAACCCAACGUGCCUGGCAGUUCUACUCCGACGACGCCGACAGCAGAGAAAGCGCUGUGUACAAGCACACCCUCAAGUUCCAGCAGCCAUCCACCGUCAAAAUCAAACCCUAUAUCCACAACUCUGUCAGCUUAAUCGGAACGGUCGACUGCCCUUUCAGGAGAUUAAACACCGCCGACGGUUCGCUGGGUGUCCAAACGUGGCUAAGUGUCUCAACGACCCCCGUGAGCAGACCUUUCAAGAUUAAGCUGAAAAUGUGGGGUGACAUAGCUGAACUUUCAAUGGUGCAUCUGAAAUGGAAUGAUUUGAUUUAUGUUUGGGGUUACUUAAAGUCGCUCGUAAAGGCUGGUCAGGAAGGAAAUCCAAUGGUGUUUCAUGAGCUAAUUGUGAAGGAAAUAAAUUUCGUUGCUAGACAUGAUAAGGCUUCAACCUGCCAGGAAAGCAAGAAAAUAGAAUCAUGGGAUGAAGAUAGGCUGGAGAAGUCCAAUAGCCGGCUUCAUUUGUGGCAAGUGUUCUUCAGCAACCCAUCUGAAUGGUGGGACAAUAGGAAGAACAAGGUGAAUCAUAAGGGUCCAGAUUUUAAGCACAAGUACUCUGGUGAAGCACUGUGGCUCAAACAGCACGAUCCACCGUGGAUUAGAAGACAACUUGAGUUGCUGGAUUCUAGACCCGUGGUUAAAGAUACAGGAAAUUCACAAUUGUCUCCAUUGAAAUAUGACGAUGGAUAUGAUUAGGUCUUGCAGCUUGGAGCCUGAAUGACAUAUGGGAAAAGUGCUUCCUCUAUGAAUUCAUAAUGUGCAGACUGCAGAUUAUUAAGGUAUUAUUUUUCCUUUAUUCUUGGAUAGAUCAAUUAUAUCAGGCCAAUGACCUUGUGAUGGUCAAGUGGCCUGAAAUGAUGGGUUCAAGCUCCAGUGAGGGCGGUAUUAACUCUUUGUGCUUCAAUAAGUUGAGAAAAUACAUUUGAAAGAUACUGCUCUGUAACAGAGUCAGUAGUACUAAAAAAAAGAUCAAUAUAUUGUAGUGGUUGCGGGUUUCUAUCGUAAUCCAAAAAAUAUAUAUUGUAAUAGUGAACUAUGCACUAUCAUAGGCAUAUAUUCUAAUGGAUGAAUAUGCUUUCUCUAAAUGUGAAAAAUAUGGGGUGUGAUUUCUUAUAAGAGAGAUUUUUAUUUAUGAAAUAUGUUUGAGACCA